CGAAUGUCUACAAAUGGGACCGUGCGUAAGGGUAACUGCUUGCUUCUUAUAAGAUAAGAAUCAUACUGUUUAAGAUCAGCAAUGGAUCCCAUGCCUGAGUACUCCCUCUUCCUGGUCAGGAUUUUGGAAGAGUUGGACACCAAGUAUAGUAGUGUUUCAUACCAGGACCUGUGUAGAUCUUUGUGCGCAAGAUUUGAUUUGGUCCACCUUGCCAAACUGCGGAGUCUGCUCUUCUACACUGCCUGCCUGGACCCCAGCUUUCCUGCUACCUUGUUCAAAGACAAGAUGAGGUGCACAAUGGAGGACCAGCAGUCCAAAAAACUCAUGGUGGCUGCAGACAUAGUCACGAUGUUCAACCUGAUCCAGAUGAAUGGGGGGAUAGCCAAAGACAAGCUGCCAAUGGGAUACAGGCCCAAAUUCCACAAGAACCAAUCUUUUGAGUCCUGUCGGUCAGACACUGACGUGUAUAAGUAUUCUGACUGUGAUAGGGCCUACGAUUUCUUGGACACAAGGGGACAUCCCACGUCACGCGCCUCUCCCUGCCCCAAAUCAGACUGCAACAGCUGUCAGCAGUACAUUCCAACCUCCGACCCUAAUUUCCUCCUGGGAGUCAACAAGGAGAUGAAAUGCAGGGCAGCUUCACUUGACAAGCUCCAGCAUCUCCCUCAGUACUCUGGCAGCAGCCCUCCUCCUUGUGAAAUGCAGAGCACCUACUUUCCCAUGGAUAUAGACAGUGAGUCGACCACGGAUCAGGACUCUUUGCAUAUAAAUUCAGGGAUUAAAGAGACGUUCAUCUCCAACGCCGAGCCCUUCACGGUGCACUCCUGUGUGCAGAAGAGGAACAUCUUCAAGGAGGAUUUUCACAACAUGGUGGCUUUCUCUCCCCAUGUGAUCACCACAGAGUCCAAACCGAGCUCUAAGGUGAGUGGGGCAUACCUGCGGAAGGAGUCCCACAAGCCCGCCACCUUCUUCAACCACAGCUUCGAGCUGCCAUACAGCAACCCGUACUUUGAGCCCGUCAGCUCUCCCCCUCUGGACAAAAGGAGGGCCAAACAUGAAAGCUUGGACGACCUUCAAGCGUCCACUUAUUUUGGCCCCACGACAGUGACGGAGUGUGUGAACACGAAGAGGACUUCAGGGAGGCAGGGCAAGCAGCCGGCCUGGCCUGUCAAGAGCCUGAGCCUGAACGCCGAGGAGGGACCCGACUUUGAGAGGUCCUUCCUGAACGGCAAGCCGCCCAAAGACAAUCACCGACACCAUGUCAGCACCGUGGACAGCGACCAACAUUACCAGUGUGCCAAAGAGAAGCCGUCAGUCUCCUCUUCAGUGUUUGGCAUCAAGUCGAAUGGGCCCAAAACCAAAGAUGCGGGCUCUAUGGCUGGUGGACCAGGCGUGGAUAAGAGGGACGGCAUGAAACGGUUCAAAGAAAAAAGCAUCAACUGCACAUCUUUUCAGGUGGGGAACAUAGAUACCACACUAAGUGUAGGGACGCAGACUGAUAAGUCGGAGCAGAGAAAGAUAAAAGACUUCACUGGUCACAGUAAGUAUGGGGAGAGGCACUCCUUCAAACACUCAGAUGAGGACUCGGAGAUCGUUAGCGACGACAUUAGCGAUAUCUUCCGCUUCUUGGACGAUAUGAGCGUGUGCGGUUCCACCGGGGUCAUUCAGUCGUCCUGCUACAACAGCAACGGUUCCCUCUCUCAGGUGACAAAGUCUGAUGGGGACAGCUCGCCCGAACACAACACGAUCAAACUGGGCAAGUGCAGCAGCAAGCUUGACCGCCUCUUUCACUCCCUGGAGAACACGGAUGACGAGCUGAAGGCCAGUGUCUGUAAACUGGUCCUCCGCAUCGGAGAGAUCGAAAAGAAACUGGAGUCCCUCUCCGGGGUGCGGGGCGAAAUCUCCCAGGUCCUCUCCAAACUGAACAAGCUUGAUGAGAAGAUUCAGGAGCCAGAACCGAACGGCAGGCAGAACGAGACGGGUGCCGCUGAGGAGGCGCGCUCGGACAGCAGCCUCUCGCCCCGCGUCUUCCAGUGCCACACCACGGGACACCCGGUCAAAGUUGACAGCAACCCCGAGUGGUGCUGCUCGGAUGCCAGCGGAAGCAACAGCGAGAGCCUGCGGGUCAAAGCGCUGAAAAAGAGCCUGUUCACCAGGCGGUCGUCGCGGUCUCUGACCGAAGAAAACAGCGCCACCGAGUCGAAAAUCGCCAGCAUCUCCAACUCUCCCAGGGAUUGGAGGGCCGUCUCCUAUUCCAGUCACCCGGGGGAGGAGGGGAAGGAGAAGGACCAUGACAGCAAGGACCGACACAGAAAAUCCAAAGAGGCGGACAGACAGUACGAGCUCCCUCAAGCCCACCGCCCAGCCAAACCCCCGAAGGACUCCUACCUGGUCGAGCAAGUGUUCAGCCCUCACCCCUUCCCGCCGUCUGUCAAGGCGCACAUGAAGGGCAGCCCCCUGUACACAGACAUGAGGCUGACCGAACUUUCGGAGGCCAAGAGGCCGCAGCCCUCCUGGACCAUCGAGGAGUUCAAACGCAAUUCAGGAGACAAGGGCAAGCUCGCUGCGCUGGACCUGCAGACACAGGAGUCGCUGAACCCCAACAACCUGGAGUACUGGAUGGAGGACAUAUACACGCCGGGCUACGAUUCGCUGCUGAAGCGCAAGGAGGCGGAGUUCAGGAGGGCGAAGGCGUGCAAGAUCGGGGCGCUCAUCGCCGCUGCUGCAUGCACGGUGAUCCUGGUCAUCGUCGUCCCUAUUUGCACUAUGAAAUCAUGAGAUGUUACAACAUUCCCCGCUCCAUGUUCAGUAUGGAUGUAAAAUGCCACAGUUGUUUGUCCUACGAUACACACUGUAUAUAUAGAAAGUACUUAUUAUG
Molecule: messenger RNA, 2878 nt
Organism: Megalops cyprinoides (Indo-Pacific tarpon)
Lineage: Eukaryota; Metazoa; Chordata; Actinopteri; Elopiformes; Megalopidae
Gene: minar1
Product: membrane integral NOTCH2 associated receptor 1
Exons: 4
Coding region: 82-2778 (898 amino acids)
Biological process (GO): negative regulation of TOR signaling; negative regulation of cell population proliferation
Cellular component (GO): plasma membrane
Source: RefSeq, a predicted model, not a curated record